Messenger RNA from Nanorana parkeri, 1441 nucleotides. RefSeq names its product PDZ and LIM domain 4 (gene PDLIM4). Gene Ontology annotation, biological process: muscle structure development; heart development; actin cytoskeleton organization. Gene Ontology annotation, molecular function: actin binding; muscle alpha-actinin binding. The record is from RefSeq and is a predicted model, not a curated record. The transcript has 7 exons. NCBI's taxonomy places the organism in Eukaryota, Metazoa, Chordata, Amphibia, Anura, Dicroglossidae. Gene Ontology annotation, cellular component: filamentous actin; adherens junction; stress fiber. The coding region runs from base 54 to 1058 and encodes 334 amino acids.
GGGAGCAGCUCAGUGCAGAGCUCAUUGCUGAACUGCUGGAAGUAUACUACACUAUGGCACAGACUGUUACCCUCAAUGGUCCCUCUCCCUGGGGAUUUAGACUAGUGGGAGGCAAGGACUUCAGCACUCCUCUCACCAUUUCAAGAAUUAAUCCCGGAAGCAAGGCUGCUCUGGCUAACCUAUGCCCAGGAGAUGUUAUUUUGGAAAUCAAUGGGGAAAGCACAGAAAACAUGACUCAUCUCCAGGCACAGAAUAAGAUUAAGGCCUGUUCCAGCCACCUGAUGCUUUCUCUGAACAGGUGUGAUGGGAGGGCCUGGUCACCGACAGAAGAACUUAGACAGCAGCCGCGUAAAUACAGUCUGGAAUCAGAGCUACAGGACAUUUUUCCAUCAGAAAGCACAAAUAACAGACGACCCGCUUCAUUUUCUCCACGGAUUAGCCCCAGUGAUGUUCGACCAAUGCUCAAUGCCCAAUACAACAAUCCAUCCAGGCUUUACACAAAUGACAACAACAAUGGCAUAGACUCUCACCUUUCUUCACACAUGGGCCGGAUCGGUAUUUCUUCACCUCCCAAUGUUGACCCACUGAGGAGCAUUCCAAGGAGCCGAAAUGGAAUAGAUGUUGAGUCAGAUGUGUACAAAAUGCUACAGGACUACGAAGUACCUGUGUCACAGCCCAAGCAGUCUGGUUCAUUCAAGUACUUACAAGACAUGUUAGAGGCUGGGGAGAAUGGUGAGAAAGUAGAAAGACCAUCCAGCUCCAGAAAUGUCAAAUCACCAGUGUCUAAACUCAGUAGCCCUCUAAGUGGCUUACAGGUGCUCCCAGAAUGCACCAGAUGUGGAAAUGGAAUUGUCGGUACAAUAGUCAAAGCUCGAGACAAGCUCUACCAUCCAGAAUGCUUCAUGUGUGACGACUGUGGGUUGAACCUGAAACAGAGGGGAUAUUUCUUUAUUGAAGAGCAACUCUACUGCGAGACUCACGCCAAGGAGAGAGUGAAGCCUCCUGAGGGAUACGAUGUUGUGGCUGUGUAUCCUAAUGCCAAAGUUGAACUUUACUAAACAAUAAAAAGCUUAUAUUUUGGAGAAGCAUAUAGUUUCCUACCAAGCAAUAUUUUCCAAGGCCUACCUGCAAGAAACUUGUGAAAUGGUUCACAUUCCCAAGACAUCUUCAUUCCUGAAAUUCUAUCAAUGAAAUCCAUGCAGAAAGACAAUAACAUAGCUUCAUAAUAUUCAUUGUACUCCCUGAAUGAAUUAUGCUAAGCACAGUACCCAUAGAUAGCAUUUUGGAAUGGUUUAUAACACUUAAGCAUUAACUAUCCAUAUGUUUGCAUUGCUGUUGUGCUUAAUACUGCAGUCUACAUGUGUGCAAUCUACUUUUUUUUAUGUUUUGGCACCAGCAGAAAUCUUCUGUAAAUACUAAAUAAUAUUUCACUUCUGCUCUA